AAGACAGGCUCUCUCGCACUCGCACACUCUUUCACUAGUCAAGUUCUGUAGCCUUCUUCAUUGCUGUUGCAUAUGGAGGACACGCGAAAGCGACACGGGUACGGCGACACGGCUCGGGAGGACACGUCUGACGUGAAAAGGACACGCCAUGAGGAGGAGGAGGACAUUCUGGCUUGGCUUUCGGAGGACGCGGACACGGUGUCGCAGCUCAUGGAGCUCUUGGACAACGCGGAGAAGAAGAGCGAGAACAACAACAAGAACAACACUAUGGCCAAGGUGAGGUUCAUCGACGACAUGUACUCGGCGCCGUUUUCGUACGUCACCAUAAACGGCAACGAGGAGAGCUGCGGGUCGUCGUUCUCCGACCUGGACUCGUCGGUCAUGGCCAGCGUGGACACCAGAGGCCUCGUCGGCAUUGGUAGUAACGUGUUCGGGUUCAAAGUGGAGGAACACGACGGCGCGUGUGGGCCAAGCGACGGGGUGGCGCGUGAGGGCUCGGUGGCUUCAGGUGAGGAAGUAGUAGUAAGAGCAAUGGACGGCUGUGAUGAUUUGUGUUGGGAUGAUCAGGUGCUUGCAAGGUUUCUGGGUGAGGACUUUUGAGUUAUGAGCUGUGAAUAGUGAAUAUUAAUGGACAGUUUAGAAGUUUAGGGUUUAUGAUAACAAUGGUGGGUUUUGUGUUUUGUGUUUUUUCCUUUUUUUAACACUGUAAAUACAGCAUUUGAAAAACCAAAAAGAAAAAUGAAGAAGAUGAUAAGAAAGAAAGA
Quercus robur (English oak) is the source of this 764-nucleotide messenger RNA. RefSeq lists its product as uncharacterized. The coding region runs from base 73 to 600 and encodes 175 amino acids. The transcript has a single exon. The record is from RefSeq and is a predicted model, not a curated record. Lineage: Eukaryota; Viridiplantae; Streptophyta; Magnoliopsida; Fagales; Fagaceae.